AAUGCUUGCAGUGGGCGUUUUGCAAAAUAUAAACAACAAAAAAUUUUCACAAUUCACAAAUUUCGCAAAAUAUUUCCAUCAAUUAAAUGUUUAAAUCAAUAAAUUUCAUCAUAAACAAUUAACUAAGAUAAACGUGGUGAAUUUUUGAUAGAAAAAAUCAUGUCUCAAAGUGGCGGAGGUGGUGUAGCAACGUCUGCUCCUGGUGGUGGUGGUGGCGUUGCUGCAGCAUCCCUUGGAGCAUCACGAAGACAUCGAGAUCUUCCUCAAGAUGGAAGCGUAUCUGGAACAUCGAUAUCAGCUCGAUUUGGAGAAACUGAAUGGGAAGCUCGUGAGUCCCAGCGGCAAAGAGAACUCGAAGAAGCUCGAGCUCGUGCCGCACAAAUGGAAAAAACUAUGAAAUGGUGGUCGGAUUGCACAGCCAAUUGGCGUGAGAAAUGGAGCAAGGUUCGCAACGAACGCAACAAAGCUCGCGAGGAAGCCAAACAAUUGAGAGCGAAUCUUGACAUUGCCAUGAAGGAGUCGAAUUCGUAUAAGCGGGAGAAGAAUGAUCUCGAGAUGCAGAUCACUCAGCUGAAGAAGGAAAUGGAAAAGGUCCACAUGUUGAUGAUGAAACAUGCUGGACAAUUUCACAAGGAAGGAAUCGACAACAGUGACGAGCCGGAGCGUGAUGGGCGGGAUAACAACUGUUCGCCUGAUAUUUCGUCUGAUGGUCUGAAGAAAGUCAACAGCGAGGAUGGUUUGGUGACCAAGGCCAUUUCAAAUGAUAUUAAAGACGUUGACAUUGAAGAGUAUGUCUUGCAAGGAGCUGUGCCAAAAAAUCUCAAUGAAUUAUUAGAUGAAGAGACAGCCGAGGAGAAACGUCUCAUCCAACAGCUAUCAAAAGACGAUUUUGAUGAAGAAUAUUUAUUACAAAAAAUCUCUAUGCUUCAACUUCGUUUGGAUGAAGCUCAGAAGACAAUUCAAGUUGAAAGAGAAGAGAAACACAUGUUACAUAAAAAUAUUGAAAAAGUUUCUGUGGAAAUUCAAGAAAUUCGUGACAAACACGAGGAGUUGAGGUCAGCUAAGCAGGAAGCAGUUCGAGAACUUUUAACACUCCAGGAACAACAUCGAGCUGAAGUGAGAAUCUUAAAUAAUUCCAUUCAAGAAGAAGUCUCAGCUAGAGAAAAUCUUGAGAGGCGUCUUUGUGAACUAAGAACUGAGUUGGAAAGAUUACAAGCAGAAAAUGCAUCGGAAUGGGGAAAGCGCGAACGGCUUGAAACAGAGAAGCUUGCUCUUGAAAGAGAUAACAAGAAGUUGAGGUCGGAAAUACGUGAUUUACAGGAGCGUUCGGAUCGUAAGGGAAGACCUGUUCUAGCAAGUGAUGUUGAGUUUCGAACAUUGCAACAGGAGCUAUCCGAAAAGAAUAAGGAAAUCGGUGAAAUAAAGCAGUCACAUUCCAAACUUAAGAAACUCCUUGCGGAGACAAACACAGAAUUGGGUCAUGCAGUUCGUCGAGCAGAACAAUAUGAAGGAGAGGUAAAACGCUUACGAGCACGAGUAGAGGAACUUAAACGAGAGUUAGCUGGUGCCGAAGAUGAGUUAGAUGCCGCAUGCAAUCAAGUACGACGUCUUCAACGCUCCAAUGAUGAACUCAUCGGCCAAACAGAAGGACUUCAAGUUCAGAUUCAACAUCUUCAAACAAGACGUUCAGUUAGUCCACAACAACGUCCCACAAAUUUUGGUUCGUCAUCCCUAACCACAGCAUCGGGCAUACCAAUUGUCUCGCACAAAACAAGUAAUCUCCCAUUAGUAGAAUGCAAACCGAACAUAAACGAUUUGCGUCAGCUUUUUGAUGAUCCGCCACGUCAUGGCGGCGGAGCACCCACCGCCAGUGGGGAAUCAUCAAAAAGAUCAAGUCAAACCGAUCGAACUUUGAAUCUAAAUCAGUCGUUUUUCGACGCCAAGCCAACGCACGUAGAAGAAAACAUCUUCGAGUCGAAGGCUCGAAAUCUUGAUUUCGAAAGAGCUAAGCAAAAAUUUGAUAAUCCACAUCACCACCAUCACCAGCGCGAGCAACGCGAACGAUCAUCAGGAAGAUUUGCCAAUCUAAAGUGCUCCUCUUCGUCCUCGAAUGCGAGUGGAAACAAUAAAAAUUCAGAAUUGAUGAUGUCCGGGUCGGGAUCGGGAUCGGUUGGCAAUGGUAAUGGUAAUACAAAUGUUGCUGUUGCUGCUGCUGAAUUGUUAAAUAAUCGUGGUGGCACUGGUGGUGGGCCAACUUCUAUGCAACUAUUCGAUGAUCAUUUCCGUUCCUCUGGUUUUGGUGGUGGCGGUAAUGUUGGUGUUGCUGUUGGUGUUGGUGGUUUGAGUAACAGUAUUGGAGGUGGUAGUAGCGUUGUUGGCGUUGGAAAUAAUAAAAAAGAUCCAUUUUCUAGAAAUAGCAUCAAUUUGGAUGGUUUGAAGGUUUCCGAUGAUGAUGAAACUCCGUAGUUAUGGAUCAACGAGCAUGCUGUUAGACGAAGAAACAGAAGGAAAUAGCGAUGAGGGUAUUUAGGAUUAGGACAAACCAUAAGAUAACCUUUAAACAGUUAUUAUUAAUCAUCACACCUAUUAGUUAGGCAUU
Molecule: messenger RNA, 2599 nt
Organism: Eupeodes corollae
Lineage: Eukaryota; Metazoa; Arthropoda; Insecta; Diptera; Syrphidae
Product: coiled-coil domain-containing protein 102A
Exons: 13
Coding region: 160-2466 (768 amino acids)
Source: RefSeq, a predicted model, not a curated record